This is a messenger RNA of Meloidogyne enterolobii, 195 nucleotides long. NCBI's taxonomy places the organism in Eukaryota, Metazoa, Nematoda, Chromadorea, Rhabditida, Meloidogynidae. The record is from the annotation of a GenBank genome assembly.
AUGGAAACAUUUAGUGAAGAAAUGUCAAAUAAUUAUGAAAUGUUGGGUAAAAUUGGAGAAGGAACUUAUGGAACGGUUUUUAAAGCAAAAAGUAAAGAAAAUGGGCAAAUUGUUGCUCUAAAAAUUGUUAAAUUGGAUGAUGAAGAUGAGGUUUUUUGUUUAAAAAUUAUUUUGAAAAUUAUUGGCGGUAAUUAA